Chaetomium fimeti is the source of this 1865-nucleotide messenger RNA. RefSeq names its product amino acid permease/ SLC12A domain-containing protein. The transcript is spliced from 5 exons. Gene Ontology annotation, cellular component: membrane. Gene Ontology annotation, biological process: amino acid transmembrane transport. The record is from RefSeq and is a predicted model, not a curated record. Gene Ontology annotation, molecular function: amino acid transmembrane transporter activity. Lineage: Eukaryota; Fungi; Ascomycota; Sordariomycetes; Sordariales; Chaetomiaceae. Bases 196 to 1806 code for a protein of 536 amino acids.
CGCACCUCUAAUCACAUAUUAAUAAUCCCCGAACCCGCCGCCCAUAAUCUUCCCUCCGUUCUCAUACCAUACCAUAUCCUACUCCCCCCUGCGCAUCGAGUUUUGGCCCCAUCUCAGCAGGAUUGGUCAGGAUUCCCUGUGGUCCUUCCGGCAAAGCGUGAUCUUGGGCGGUUUUCGCGACACGACGAGCGCAUCAUGGCGAGGUUCUUUGCCAGGAGGCGCGGCGAUGAGCAGGGCGAGAAGGCGCCCACGCCGGCGCAGGAGGUAUCGCCGGCGGAACACAGCAGCGAGGAGGGUGCCGUCGAUGAGGGGACCGAGGAUGACCUGCACCGGGGAAUGAAGCCUCGGCAACUGAAUAUGAUGGCCAUUGCGGGCGCCAUUGGAACCGGUCUUGUUAUCGGCACUGGCACGUCGUUAAAAUUCGGCCCCGGCUCCCUCCUCAUCGGAUACGCCUUCAUGGGCUUCGUCGUCUAUGUGGUCAUGGUCGCGCUUGGGGAGAUGGGCGCCUGGCUGCCCAUGAAAAAGAGUUUCUCCGGGUACGCAUCGCGCUUCGUCGACCCAGCCAUGGGGUUCGCGACGGGAUGGAACUACUUCUUCAAAUACAUCAUCGUGCUGCCGAACAACUUGACCGCGACGGGAAUUCUGCUCCAAAAGUGGCGGCCAGAUAUCAAUGUGUCGGUCUGGAUCGUCGUCUUUGGCGUUUGCAUCAUCCUGCUCAAUAUGAUUCACGUCUCCUUCUUUGGUGAAGCCGAGUUCUGGAUGUCGCUCAUCAAAGCCCUCGUCAUCCUGAUGCUGAUCCUGCUUUGCUUCAUCAUCGCACUCGGCGGCGGCCCGAGCGGCGUGCGCACCGGCUUCUACUUUUGGCAGAACCCCGGCGCCUUUGCCCCGUACACGACGACAGUGGGCGGGGAGACCACUAUCAUCGGCGGCGACACCGGCCGCUUCCUCGGCGUCUGGGCGUGCAUGGUGCAGGCUACGUUCGCCUACCUCGGCACGGAACUGGUCGGCGUGGCUUUUGGCGAGACCCCGAACCCGCGCAAGAACGUCCCGCGCGCCGUCAACCAGACCCUUCUGCGCAUCGUCUUCUUCUACGUAGCCGGCGUGCUGGUCCUCGGCAUGGCCGUGCCCUACAACAGCCCGCUGCUACUCGAUGCCACGAAGAAGGGUACCAGCGGAUUGGCCUCCCCUUUCGUUGUCGCCGCCCAGAUCGCAGGUGUUAGCAAGCUCGACGACGCCGUCAACGGCCUGCUGCUCAUCUUCACCAUCAGCGCGGCCAACUCGGACAUCUACCUGGCGUCGCGCACCGUCUGGGCGCUGGCCAAGGACGGGCAGGCACCACACCUGAUGCAGCGCACCAACAAGCGCGGCGUGCCCAUCCCCGCCGUCGCCCUCUCCUCCAUCUUCAUCGCGCUGGGCUUCAUGAACGCGACCAAGUCGGCCGCCACCGUCUUCGGCUACUUCGUCUCGCUCGUCACCGUCUUUGGCGCCCUCAACUGGAUCGCUGUGCUGGUCAGCUACCUGGCCAUGAUGAAUGCCAUGAAGGCCCAGGGCGUCCCCCGCGAGAUCAUGCCCUACCGCAAUAUCCUUCUGCCCUGGGGCGCCUACAUCGCCCUGCCCAUCACCACCCUGGUUAUCGUCUUUAGCGGGUACUCGGCCUUCAUUCCGCACUUCCAGGUCGACAAGUUCUUGACGGCGUAUAUUGGGAUUCCGGUCUAUGUUAUUAAUAUAUUUUGGUGGAAGUACGUCAAGAAGACCAAACGGGUCCAGCCGGUGGACGUGGAUUUGGUGACGGGAAGGCGGACUUAAGAACCGGGGGGGGGGGACCUCUUAGCGUGGUGUUCGGCGCCAGGGGGGAUCCUCAGGGG